CAGCCAACCAAGAAAAUCAAUUUGGUCUCUGUCUCUAUGAUUGGACUUUCGGAAUUUUGUAUCUAUAAGUAGUGGCGUUUGGGGUCCUUUGUUUUGCACAGAGCACAGAAGAAACUCAACUCAAAAGCUUGGUUUUUCUUCCUCUUAAUCUUUCACCCAAAACAGCAUAUAUAGCACACUGAGAGUGAUCAGAGAGAGAGAGAGAGAGAUAGCAAUGGCUGGUGCUGCUACUUCUGCAAUCAAAUCAGUUCUCACUAGGCAUCUUCAUGCUUCUCCGGGAAGCAAAAAGAUUGUGGGGGUGUUUUACAAAGCCAACGAAUAUGCUGCCUUGAAUCCCAAUUUUGUGGGUUGUGUGGAGGGAGCCUUAGGCAUACGUGAUUGGCUUGAAUCACAAGGUCACCAGUACAUUGUCACUGAUGACAAAGAAGGACCAAACUCUGAACUUGAGAAACAUAUUCCCGAUCUUCAUGUUCUCAUAACUACCCCCUUCCAUCCGGCCUAUGUUACGGCUGAGAGGAUCACGAAGGCCAAGAAUCUGCAAUUGCUGCUCACAGCUGGAAUUGGUUCUGAUCAUAUUGAUUUGCCUGCUGCUGCUGCUGCUGGAUUAACAGUCGCAGAGGUCACGGGAAGCAAUGUAGUUUCAGUUGCAGAAGAUGAGCUCAUGAGAAUCCUCAUUCUUGUCCGGAACUUCUUACCUGGAUACCAUCAAGCUAUUAGUGGAGAAUGGAAUGUUGCAGCUAUUUCUCACAGGGCUUAUGAUCUUGAGGGAAAGACAGUUGGAACUGUUGGUGCUGGGCGAAUUGGCAAACUUUUACUUCAACGUUUGAAACCUUUUAAUUGUAAUCUCCUUUAUCAUGAUCGUCUCAAGAUGGACCCUGAAUUAGAGAAUCAGAUCGGUGCAAAGUUUGAGGAGGAUCUUGAUGCAAUGCUUCCCAAAUGUGACAUAAUUGUCAUCAACACACCUCUCACUGACAAGACAAGAGGUUUAUUUGACAAAGAUAGGAUUGCAAAGUGUAAGAAGGGAGUCCUGAUUGUUAACAAUGCUCGAGGAGCAAUCAUGGACACACAAGCAGUUGCUGAUGCUUGUUCUAGUGGCCAUGUUGCAGGUUACAGUGGUGAUGUUUGGUUCCCACAACCUGCUCCAAAGGACCACCCAUGGCGUUAUAUGCCUAACCAUGCUAUGACCCCUCAUAUUUCUGGUACCACCAUUGAUGCACAGUUACGAUAUGCUGCUGGAACUAAGGAUAUGCUCGAGAGGUACUUCAAGGGUGAAGAAUUUCCUUCACAAAACUACAUUGUCAAGGAGGGUAAACUAGCAAGCCAGUACCAGUAAAAGCUUGUGCUUCUUGUGUGAUGAUCUGAGUUUGUUUUCUUCUGUCAGCAAGGUCCUGAAAUAAAUUACUUGCUUUUUAAGGUUUCUAAGUUUUCUGUUUUAAAUCUGUAAUGAGAACUAAUGAUGGUUAUAAUUCCAUCGACUUUUAUGUUAUCUUAGCAUGCAAUGGUGAAUUUCUUGUGCUUUUGAA
This is a messenger RNA of Quercus robur (English oak), 1523 nucleotides long. Its product is annotated as formate dehydrogenase, mitochondrial. Gene Ontology annotation, molecular function: oxidoreductase activity, acting on the CH-OH group of donors, NAD or NADP as acceptor; NAD binding; formate dehydrogenase (NAD+) activity. Gene Ontology annotation, cellular component: chloroplast; mitochondrion. The record is from RefSeq and is a predicted model, not a curated record. The transcript has 7 exons. Bases 215 to 1333 code for a protein of 372 amino acids. Lineage: Eukaryota; Viridiplantae; Streptophyta; Magnoliopsida; Fagales; Fagaceae.